Messenger RNA from Lethenteron reissneri (Far Eastern brook lamprey), 2985 nucleotides. Its product is annotated as maspardin-like. The record is from RefSeq and is a predicted model, not a curated record. NCBI's taxonomy places the organism in Eukaryota, Metazoa, Chordata, Hyperoartia, Petromyzontiformes, Petromyzontidae.
GCGGCGCGCUGCGUGGUGGUGGCGGUGGUGGUGGUGACCCCCGUGGCUGCGUUGCAGCGGCUACCGGGGCGGGGGUUGGUGGUGGAGGAGGUGGGUGGUGGUGGCUCCUCAGCGUUUUCCUUGCCGCGUCUUCGUUCACGACUCCUGUGACCCCCUUUUGCUAAAGUUGUGACACCAUCGAUCGGCAACCAUGGGGGACAUGAAGUCCUCUCCCGAGUACAACUUCUUUCGCAGCACCGUGCCUCUCAAGCGGAUUGUUGUGGACGAUGAUGACAGCAAGGUGUGGGCACUGUAUGAUGCGGGGCCGCGCCAAGUGCGUUGUCCUCUCAUCUUUCUGCCGCCCGUUAGCGGCACUGCCGACAUCUUCUUCCAGCAGAUCCUGGCGCUGACGGCUCGCGGCUACCGCGUCAUCUCUGUGCAGUACCCCGUCUAUUGGAGCCUGAGCGAGUUCUGUACAGGAUUCCACAGACUCUUGGACCAUCUUCAACUCGACGAAGUACACUUAUUUGGGGCAUCUCUGGGUGGGUUUCUGGCACAAAAGUUCACAGAGUACACAUUCCGCUCACCCCGCGUUCAUUCCCUCAUCCUGUGCAACUCCUUCUGCGACACAGCUGUCUUCAACCAGAUGUGGGGUGCGAAAAGCUUUUGGAUGGCCCCAUCCUUUGUGCUGAAGAAGUUUGUCAUGGGGAAUUUUGCGUACGGACUCAUGGAUGCUGCCAUGGCCAAUGCCAUCGACUUCAUGGUGGAUUCGGUUGAAAGCUUGACUCAGGGUGACCUGGCAUCGCGCCUCACACUCAACUGUCAGGAUUCAUACGUGGAGCCGCACAAGCUGAAUGGCAUCGUCAUCACUGUCAUGGACGUGUUUGAUGAAAGUGCGCUCUCCGUGGACGUGAAGGAAGAGAUGUACAAGUUGUUCCCCUUGGCCCGGAGGGCUCACCUCAAGACCGGCGGCAACUUUCCUUACCUUUCCCGCAGCAUGGAAGUAAACCUCCACAUCCAGAUUCACCUCCGACAGUUCCUCGGUACGCCGUACGCCGCCAUCGAAUCCGACACGAUCAACUCGGAGGAACUUCAGUUGUGCCGGGGUGGGAAUCUCACUGAGGCUUUGGAGGAUGAGGAAGGAAACCACAAAAAAUAAGAGUUUGUUGAGUGACUCGUCAUUGCUGGUGGGGUGGGGGGGGGGACCUGUUAGGGUGGCCGUGGGUGGCGGCGGUACAGGAGUCUACAGGAGUAUAAAAUGCAUCCGUCGUCGCUGCCCACAAUUAUGAGGUGCUGCUAAUGUUUGGUGUUGAAUCUUUGUGCACCACUGCUGUCAUUUUAUGCUCAUUCAUGCCCCACAAUGUUGUGAGUUUAAGAUUUCCAUGUUUACUUUGUGUUAGCGUCUGUAUGUUAAGUUCUCUGACGAGAGACCCAACUGAUGAACAUACAAAUGUUAGAUGGACGUGGAGUUUUUUUUCUUGAUAAAAGUCAUGCCAGUGGAAAGUAAAUCUCGAGAAAUGUUUUGGAGUUAAAUCUUUUGAUACUACAUUUGAUGGAAUUUAUAAAGUAGUUACAUCUUUGGUACCUUUUUUGUGAAGGCCAUUAUUCCUUGUUAUCAAGGAAUAUGUUUGCAUUUUUGUACCACAUGUAUGUGUGGUUAAUGCAGACUUUAUGCAUUGUAAUGUGUCUAUUUGGUGUUUGAAUACCUCAACACCUGUAUGCAUACUAGAGAGGGUAAAGCCUUUUGUUUCAUCAGUUACUGAUACUUUGGUGUAUGACUUAACUCCAAAAUAUUUCUCUCGAAUUUCAAGAUGUCAUGCAAUUUUCUAUAUUUUUUGUUUCCCAGCUGCGGAUGUUUUAAUAUCUGUAACUAUUGUUCACAAAUAUUUUGCACCACAAUCAUAAACUGUAGUUUUCUAGUACGGUAGUGUGAUGUACUGUUUUGAGUUUGUUUUUGUGUUAAAACAAUGGUUUUGUGUGAGGUGUGGGGACACUUGAGUAGAAAAGCCAGUAGUGUUGAAUGGAAGUUGAGGUGUUGGUGUUUACUAAUGUAAUGGUUGGACUUGUUUGGUGCAGUACACAUAUAAGCCAAGCCACAAAAUAUCUCAAGAGUUCAGUCUGGCCAGAUCCUCUGACAUCCGUAUGGACUUCUCAUCACUAGAGCAUUUAUGAACACGUUAAAAAAACAUGAUCAUCCUGGAAAAAUCCUAUGCAAAUGUUACUUUCUCAUCUUCCUGCCUUAUGAUUGUCAUUGACAGAUCAGAUGGCAUUGUCUCCACAUUUUGUUGUCACUGAUUCGAGUUAGUAUUUUUCAGCACCACGAUAUUAAAGCAAUACGAAGCAUACAAGCAACAUGUGUUACCUUCCAAUCAGCUGUUUUACUUGGUAGCUAAAUUACAUUUAUAGCACAUGUUUAAAUUGCAUUAUUUGUAUUGCUAUUAAAACACUUAAGUGUCAUUGAUGUGAUGUUAUACAUUACAACAUGGCUUUUUUUAUUUAAACAAGCAUUACUCUUACAUUUUGACGAAAAUAGAAAAUAGCAUCUGGUAAUGUGAAUGUUGACUGAAAAUAUAAGACGACACUAAUUGAUAGGGACGUGGUCUGUAGAUAUAACCUGUGCCUUUUUCUCUAAAAGAAAAACAAUCAGUCUAACUGAACACUUUGUAAUAUUUGACAUGAAACCACCGUACUCCAUUUACACCCCAGAAAGCAUUAAUUGUUAUCAAUAAUAUCCUCAGUUUACUCAUGAUGCAGUAUUUUUUUCUUUGCUGAAUUUGUACAUCGUGUUUGAACAAUAUAUUCCAUUUUAUGCAAUCGUUGGUAUGUUUUAAUUAUGUAGACCACUUAUAUUUUUCUGUAUAGUUUACCACAUUUUAUAUUCAACAAAACAUAAAAGUGAACUGCCAACCGUUGUAGUUAUCCUUUAGGAAGUUGUAUUUGUAUAUGUAGCAUUUAUAAGGAUCUUUCAAUGUAGGUGCCUUUAAUAAAACUAAAACCUCACAAAUG